This is a messenger RNA of Argiope bruennichi, 2177 nucleotides long. Its product is annotated as protein phosphatase inhibitor 2-like. NCBI's taxonomy places the organism in Eukaryota, Metazoa, Arthropoda, Arachnida, Araneae, Araneidae. The transcript has 4 exons. Gene Ontology annotation, biological process: regulation of signal transduction. The coding region runs from base 171 to 659 and encodes 162 amino acids. The record is from RefSeq and is a predicted model, not a curated record. Gene Ontology annotation, molecular function: protein phosphatase inhibitor activity.
AUCAAACAUUGUGCGGUUGUUUUUCUUUCGCUCUCAAGCUGAAAAUUGAUGCUUUACCAUGUAAGUCACUAAUUAAAUUGGGGUGUAAAUGCGUCACAACUAAUUCUGUUAUUGGAAAAUCGUGUAAUGAUUAGAUUAUUUUAUAAAUAUUUGAAUUUGAAUCCGUAACUAUGACGGAAAAUUUAAACAAGAAGCCUGCCAAAGGUAUACUCAAAACAUCGACUAGCCAUGAUCAGGCCGAAUCAAAUAAAAAUGCUGCAGAUAUAAAAUGGGAUGAAAUGAAUAUACUUCAAACUCUCCAUCCACCUGACAAAGAUUAUGGUCACAUGAAAAUAGAUGAACCUAAGACACCAUAUAGUUAUUAUGAAGAUAAGUCAGGGCAAGAAAUAUCAGGGCACGGCAGUGAUACUUUAGAUGCUGACUUAUUAGCUAAAAAGAUUAAUUUAUGUUCUGAAAAAGAAGUAAAACCUAAAGUUCUGGAUUCCCCUAGUGAAGAUGAAAAUGAUGAAGAAGAAACGGAAGAAGAAAGAGCCCAAAGAUCUGCCUUUGAGUACAAGAGAAAAAUGCAUUAUAAUGAAUUUUAUGCUGUAAAAUUAGCCAGAAAAUUAAUCGAUAAAGAUGACGAUGAACUGGAACCUGAGGAAGAAGAUAGUAAUUAAAAAAGAAAGAAAAGAAGGAAAGAAAAAAGAAAACUGUAAAACAUAAUCAAGAACAUGAAACUUUUUGCCAUUCUCACUACGAUUCCUAACAGUUUAUAUUGUAUUAACAGUUUAUUAUUUUUUUACAUAAUAGAUUGUUAGUAUUUAUAUAAUUUAUAUUGGUUCUCACAAAGAACUAUUUAAAAAUGUUAUUAUUCUUUUUGGAAUAUACGAAAUAGAGUGGCCUGAUAUUUAAGUAUGAUACCUGAGCAAGUAUCAUAUCUGUACAAGUAUGAUACCUGUAUGUUUGCUAUUUUUUGCUUUUAGUAGUUAAAAUGUAUAGAUCUGUAAAUAACAUUGAUAAGUUGCUUUUUUUCUAGAUAAACAAACAUAUUUAGUAGUUUUUUUUUGGAACUUCACUUUAGAAAUUGAUGGAAUAUAAUAAAGUAGAUAUUUGCUUACAUAUGUCAUUUCUGGUAAUCUAGAAAAUUGUUUUAGAAACUUAUUCUUAUUUUUUAAUUUAAUUGUGAUGGUAGAAGAAAAUAAAUGUUUCACAGUAUUCUUUCUUAAACUUUAUUUCAUUAUGCUAAAUGACACACUUAGUAUUCAGAUUAAUCAACACUGUAAAAAAAAAAGGUGAUAUUAUUAUUUGUUUGCUUUUACAUAUUUUAACUAAUUUAAAUUUACUUGAAUGUUAACAAAACAAUGCACUUAAGGUUGGAAUAGCAUAGUAUGUACAAUUAAUGAAUCAUUGCAAUAAAAAAAUGUUUUACUAUGUGAAAAUUCAGUAUUAUUUCUUGUUUUUAAUAUCUUGUAAUGUUCAUGUAUUUUAGUUAUUGGAGUGUUAUUUCAAAAUCAAAUGUUUUAAUAUUAAAAUAUUAUUUUUUAAAAGAAGUUUAAAUUAUGCACUAGUCUGUCGGCAAUAUUUUUGCAAUAAGAAGCCAUUUUUAAUUUAUCAGUUUAAUAUAGUGAUAUUGUUUGAUUUAGUGUUUUGAUUUUCAUUAUUUUAUUGCAGUAAAUAUUAUUACUUUUAUUUUUAUGUGAUUAAUAUUCCAUGACAAUGAUUUUUGUAUUUUAUGAGUGUGGUUUUGCAUUUAUGAUCCAAAAUGAAGAAUUAAUUGUGAUAAUAUAUUUCUUUAAAAACUGUUAUAAGCAAUUUUGAUAUUAAAACAAAAUUUUCCAGUUGUUGAUGAUUGUGUAAAAAUCUGAGUGCUAUUUAUAUUUCUAAACUUUUUUUCUUCUAAAUUUCAUGUAGGCUGCAUACUUUCAUAAAAAGUGUAUUUUUGACACCAUUUACCAUAACAUGUAUAUAUAUUCUGUAAACUUUCAUAAAACUGUGCCAUUUUGAUCUAUUCUCAUUCUAAGAAGCAUUAUAUUUCUCUCAUAUCAUUUUGUUUGAUAUGAAUUGAAUCUUACAAUCCAUGUUAUGUUUUCGUAUUUAGAGAAGAUGGGGAAAAAAAAAAAAAAAAAGCACUUGGUUUUGUGUGCAUUCUUUGUUGCAUAUGUCGUAUUGAAAUAAAAAGAAAGCUUUAAAGAUUA